Messenger RNA from Olea europaea var. sylvestris, 1953 nucleotides. RefSeq lists its product as uncharacterized. Lineage: Eukaryota; Viridiplantae; Streptophyta; Magnoliopsida; Lamiales; Oleaceae. The transcript has 5 exons. The record is from RefSeq and is a predicted model, not a curated record. Gene Ontology annotation, molecular function: RNA-DNA hybrid ribonuclease activity; nucleic acid binding. Gene Ontology annotation, biological process: DNA integration. The coding region runs from base 1 to 1953 and encodes 650 amino acids.
AUGGAAGCCCCAAAGAGCAAAAAGGACAUCCAAAAGCUUACAGGUCGGGUAGCAGCAUUGAACAUAUUUGUCUCUCGGGUAGCAGACAGAUGUUUCCCCUUUUUCAAAGUCCUAAGAGGCAACCAGAUCUUUGAAUGGAAUGAUGAAUGCGACCUAGCCUUCCAACAGCUUAAGCAAACUUUAGCUAUACCUCCGGUUCUUGCCAAACCAGGGCCUGGUGAUACUUUGUUCCUUUACUUGGCUGUCUCUCGAAAUGCCGUAAGUGGGGUGCUAGUAAAGGAAAAAGGAAAAGUGCAGCAACCCAUCUACUAUGUCAUAACUGCUAGAAAGUUGCGACAGUAUUUCCAAUCUCACCCCAUAAUAGUUCUCACCAAUCAACCACUCAAGCACAUACUUCAGAGACCAGAUGUUUCAGGAAGGUUAUUAAGGUGGGCGAUCGAGCUUGAUAGCUCAGGCUCGGGGGCCGGGAUAAUCAUCAUCAGCCCGGACAAGGCCACUGAAGUUCAAUGUGCGCUUAGGUUUGAGUUUGAAGCAACCAACAACGAAGCGGAAUAUGAAGCUGUGGUCAUUGCUCUCGAACUUGCCAGAAGUUUGGAAUUAGAGCAUAUCAGAGUCUUCAGCAACUCACAGCUCGUUGUUGGACAGAUCGAAGGAUCUUUGAAAGGAAAGAUGAGCUUGCACUGCGUAAAAGUGCAUGAUCUUCAGAGACAGUUCACAAGUUGUGAAAUAUUGACAAUAGCAAGAGCAGAUAACUCCAAAGCUGACGCACUAUCCAGACUCGUUUUCAUGAGGAUAGAUGGACUCGACAGAACAGUACACGUCAAGAUUGUCACAGAGCCUAUCAUAAACGCGAAGCCGAGAGUCAUGGACAUUGACCAAGAGCCUUCCUGGAUUGAUCCAAUAGUUGAAUAUAUAAGUAAUGGAAACCUACCUCCUGACCCUCGCACCGUAAGGAGUAUUCGGGCCAAAGCCGCUAGUUACCUCAAACCUUCCGAAUCUCUCCAACCCCCGACUGAGGUUCAUGAGGGAAUAUGCGAAAAUCACCAGGGAGCCAGAGCCCUUGCCUACAAAUUAAUAAGGUAUGGGUACCACUGGCCAACCAUAAAGAAAGAUGCAGCUGAAUAUGUCAAAAGGUGUGACAAGUGUCAGAGGUUUGGUAAUGCUAUACAUGUCCCUAUAGAAGAGUUGACCUCUAUUCAUUAUUCGGCACCAUUUGAACAAUGGGGAGUUGACAUCCUUAGACCUUUCCCCAUGGCCCGAGGACAGUUAAAAUUUGUUGUGGUAACAGUUGAGUACUUCACAAAGUGGGUAGAAGCCAAGCUCAGAUCAUUUGUAUGGAAGUCGAUUGUAUGUAGGUUUGGAAUACCCAAAGUACUUAUAACAGAUAAUGGAAGGCAAUUCGACAAUUCACAAUUCAGAAAUUUCUGUGUCAAUCUCGGGAUUGACCAUUGUCUAACGUCAGUAUCACACCCUCAAAGCAAUGGCCUCGCUGAGGUAACAAAUAGGAUCAUACUUCAAGACCUUCGCAUCAGGAUCGGAAACGCAAGAGGUGACUGGCCCGACGAAUUGCCCUCCAUACUAUGGGUAUAUAGAACUUCUCAUAAAACAGCAACAGGCGAGACUCCUUUCAUGUUGGCCUUCGGCUUAGAGGCCACUAUCCCCGUCGAAGUCAGUCUCCCCACUUUGAGGAGAGUUGAACCCAGUAUGGAGGACCAAACAACCGAACAUCUUGACUUACUCGAAGAAGUAAGAGAGCAAGCUUCACUGAGAGCUGCUAGUUACCAAAAUAAAAUAGCAAAGUACUUCAACACCAAAGUCAAGUCACGAGAAUUUAGGAGUGGCGAUUUGGUUUUAAGAAGAGCAGAAGUAGUUGGACACCCUCCAGGUAAACUUGGACGGGCUCUAAGCUCGACCUCGACGAGUACAUCAAGAAUUGAGCUCAGACAUGCCUGA